Porites lobata is the source of this 13266-nucleotide messenger RNA. The record is from the annotation of a GenBank genome assembly. NCBI's taxonomy places the organism in Eukaryota, Metazoa, Cnidaria, Anthozoa, Scleractinia, Poritidae.
AGUCUAAGGACCGUGGGAUGUUCCAAAUACUCAUCUAAUGAUAAUAUUAGUUAGUAUUAAUACUAGGUACAGGUACCGGAAAAAUUUAAUGAAUCGUUGUCGUUGUUGUUGAGAAACCAACUCUCCUCAGUUUGUUUUUUUUUUUUUCACUUUGGAAAUAACUACUGUAGUCAGUCCAAAAUUGUGGUGCACUUAUUAACCUAUUCACCCCUGGGAAUUUUUCUGGAAAACACGUCGAGCCGUUUUCUGGUCACUGUCUGGCUGUCAAGAGAUAAAACAUGCCUCAAAGCCCUUCACAGGUCCUGCACUUGGCGGCCUUCUUAUUAGUUUGGGCAUACUAAGAAAGCAAAGUUUAACCGUGAUGCAGCAGUCUUGACUAUUUCUUUUCGCUUUCUCUCCUCCCCUCUUCUUUUGCUUUUCUUGCCUUGUUUUUUUAUUUUACCGGGCAUUUACAACUGACAGGGUUCAUUUUUUGAGGGAAAAGUUUUUGGGAAAGCUUUUAGCAUGAAAGGAAAGGUAGGUGGGUAGUGGGAGAAGAAUUUCAUGGCAAUUUUCGCGUCAACGUUUCUUUGUUUUUUGCCUUUUCCUCGGCCUCCUUUACUGAAUCGUGCUUAUCUGGUAUGAUUUGAAAGAUCUCUUCAAGUUAGCUGACAAAGUUCUUGACCGUUAACAAUUAAAAUUCAAAUAACAGUAACAUUAAAUUUACAUGUUUAAACUUGUUUCUUGUUGAAAUUUCCAUGCUAGGAGCCAGUCUCUUUGUAUGGAGACACAAAAUUCUUCUCCCUGGCCAAGCUGGAUCACUCACUUAGCCUUUCUACAAUUAAAACGUUCGUGGAGGAAGAAGAAGCAAAGUAAGCUGAUAACUAGCUCUAACGAAUGGUUUAAUAAAUGUCAAAUUUCACAAAAUGACAUCUUACUUAUGAAAUUUUCAGAAUUUUACCUGUGCUUUCACAAUUCUUGUGUAAUUUGAUAUUUAUUUUCUCGGGCUCCCAUGAGAAAUAAUCUUGGGUGUUAUUACAGAUAACUAAUUAUAUCUACAGCCCUUGAAAAAUGUAAAAAAGAAUGCGAUAUUGUUUAAAUUAUUCUGAUACAAGAUUUUUGUCCACUGAAAAUUUAAAUUACUCAAUUUCCUGGUAGAUUCCGUCUUAAUUCUCAUAAUAGUUACCUUUAAAGGAAUAAUUUUACCAUCCUGAUCUUUCUAGCAAUUAAUCAAAUAAAGCAAUUAUCAACAGACUUUAAGCGAAUGGUUUUCAUGGUUUUGGCGCUGUAAAUUGACUAGUAGUCUGAAAUGUUACAGGUCUCCACCCCUAACACGUAGGGGGCGCGGGGCAUUCCCGACGUUAUAAUGCCGUCCGGUGACGUCACCUACUUUUGCGAAUAUGGUAGGUAUUUUCUGAUUGGCUAUUACCUUUCCGAAAUAGAAAACCUUUUAUCAUUGCUGUCUGAAGCGUGACGUGAAGUAUAAAAUUAUUCUUUCAGGUUGCCAAGUAAACUGGUUUUAGAAUGGUCUGAGGAUGACAAGCUGGAUCCUAACUCGAAGAUCCCAGCAGGAACCACCAUAGGUGCGUAUUUCUCGAUAAACUCUGUUGUAUUAGACAAUUUUCUUGGUAGCUACAGCUUUGUGCAGUUUCAAUUUGAAAAUUAAUUUAAUUUUCUAGACAAUUGAUCAUAAUUUGAUACCAAUAUCUACCACACAAAUUGGUUCUCUUUUGAUUAGCACCAUUUUAGGCCCAUUGACAUGGAUUUACACCAGAGCAAGCAGCAUGUCUUUCUUUAUCGUACUUUAUCGUUAUCUUUUUUACAUAUUGUCACAUUUUAAGGUUUUUCGAUACAGUUUUUGGGAGACCAUACCGAUGUUUUUCAAUCACCUUAAAAGUGAUUUUAUCCUUGUCCGAUCGCUACAACAUUUUCACCGGUGAUUAACUAUGAAUUAAAGUUUGUCAAAAUGCAGUUUUAAGUAAAAUCGAUAUUACCAUGACAACAAUAAACAAAAAACUUUGAAAUCGAUAAAAUCCGAAUUUUGCGUGGUCUAGACCUGCUAUUGAAAGUCCGACACCAGGUGUGGUGUUGGCAAAUAACCUCCGUGAGAAGAAAAAAAUUUCUGUAUGUUUGAAUUCAGAUAAAACACAAGUAUAUUUCAAACCUUACAUUUUCAAUAGCCGUGAAAAAAUGUUUAGUAAAAAAGUUCUCAGUAGCACACAUUAACCUUAAGUAGUGUCAGAAGGCUGCUUAAGAGCGAAUGCACAGAAAAAUCGAGCAAAAUCGGCAAAUCGUGGCCACAGCUAAAAACCUAACUUACCCUCAUUUUAAGUCUGUAAUAAGGUUUUAAUGAGUUUAUAACACUGCUGAGGUUUGAAUUUCAAAAUGCGGCCGUGUUUGGGAAUUAUUUAAGAUUUUCGAUUUCAACGGUCCGCGGGCCUAAAAUUAGCCGCCGAACACGGCAAUAUAGCCUAGCGACAGAAAUGAGCUGACUUUCAUAAACGAGCGAAUAUAUUGGCAAUCUUCUACUUAAAUCUCAAAAAGCAGAUAUCUAACAAUUUCUGAACGGCACAUUUUUUAGAUUUAGAGCAUAAAAUAUCGACGAACCAGCAGAAUUUUGAAACGUAAUUUGCAUAAUGCCUAUAAAUACAACAAUUUACCGCUAAAACCAAAAUCGAAUUUUCUAUAUGGGGGAAUUCUCCAAAUCACCCCUAAUCCCGCUUACUACCUAAUGAGAUAUAGUACUUCAACAUUAUCUGAAAGUUAGUCUGGUGUUCUCGCGAACGCUUGUAAAAUAGAUUGAGGUUAUUUUGCCCCAAACAACCGCUAAUUGACCCCAGGGUCAGUUGACACGUGCACGUCACCUUAGUUUUAUGCAUCGAUUUGAGCUCGUUAAAAGGGCGAAACUAACAAGGUUCUUUUAAUAUGUACCUGUUUUAAUGAAAUACACGCAAUCUUCAAAAGGAGAGGCCGUUCAAUGGGUAAUUUCUGUUCUUGAGAUCUUGUAGAUUGUGCCAUGAUUAUACCAUGGCGUCUGCGAGUGGACCUGAGUCUAGGUCUGUUUUCCCGUGACUGCGAAAUCAGAAUAACAUCAAGAAAUAAUUCUCCCUCGAAUCUUCGUAAGUGAAUCAGCUUUGCAGUGCCUUACCUGAGAUAAAAAGUGGGCCGAAUAGCAAAACAAUUCUAGCGCAAUUUGGAUCCUUUGUGGAACGCAGUGUAUUGCUGAGCGAAAGGUGAGUAAACAAACGUAGGAAAGUACGUUACCAUUGAUUGCGUGACCGGCCAGUAAACGAUAGUCUCCAGCGGAAAAUAGGAUUCGCAAAAAUCUUGCUGAUGUAUAUUUAACAGUUUGUUACUAUAAAUUUACACCUGGUUUGUCUAAAACUUUAAACAAUGCAUAUCUGUCCAAGAGUAUAAGAAUGUUUCGAAAGAUCCACCCCUAAAUAACUGUGGGCUACUCCUUUUUCCCCAUCACCGAUGUGCACUUCCUUCCCACUGUCUUUUGCAUGAGGCUCGUAUGCCUUUUUAACUGUUAUCGACACUUAAAACUGGCCGUUUAAGGCCUGGUUUAAGAACUUGACUGACUUCAAAAACCGUCGCGAACAUGCGCUAUUAUUGUUGGACUUUGGAAGCUUUAAGCCCAAAAUUAUGGUGCAAUCUCAAGAAAUUUGCCCGGGUCUAAUUUUAAGACAGGGAACGGGUACUAAGAAAGGGACGGUCUCAUUUAGCAACCCGUGGACAAUAUGGGCAUGCUUGCCUUCUGUCGCAGGGGCAACCUUUAAGGCCAGGUACGCCGCCCCCACCCGAGAGGAUUGCAUGGCAUCCACCAUUUCAGUCGCUUUUUUUACAUCAUGACCUUCAAUUAUUAUGAAUUAUAAUGCGGGCCUUGAUCGUUGCCACCUUACCAGAAGUCUAAUCUUCGCACUGUUCGACCAUGAGAAUCUCUAUUAUUAUUCCAUAAAUGCACCAUUUGACUUUUCCUUGCUCAGCUUCCGGUAAACCGAUACUCCGAAGCAAAAAUAGCUUUACAACGACUCUAUCCAGGCCAGAACUCCUGAUAUCAACAAAUAUACCCCCUCUAAAGAGAGCAAACGUUCCCCGAACUAUUCACUUGACCCACCCCAUCCCUUCGUUAAGAAAAACUAAGCACUCAGUUCACUGGACAAAACACGCUCGUGAAUAUACCAAACUAUAGCCGUUCAUCCUACAAGCAAUCUCAGUUUCAGCAAGCGUGGCCACGUUUCCAGUUGCUGUAAGAUUAAUUCGACACCUGCAACAGACACUGUAAAUUAAAUAGAGUGUUUUCACUCACGUGGCCAGCAUCUAUGCAAAUUUAUUGGAACAAAAGAAAGCGUUUGCAUAAGAAAGGAGUUCAACUCCUACAGGAUUGGUUUGGGACACCAACAUGGCCGCCGUUUCAUUGUUUUGGGACACCAAUAUGGCCGCCGUGACGUCAUGUGAAAACACUCUAUGCCUUGAAACUGUCAGGACGGGAAAGAUUAUAAAAGACUUAACAGGUGUGCGCGGCGGUUUCCUUUUCUUCCUUUCCUCCCAUUGUAGCACUCAAAUUCUGACCCUGAUAUUAAUUCUAGUAGUAAUUAAUCGUUCCUGAGCCGAUAGGCACAAGGAUACCAGUUUCUUGCAAAAUAUGCUGUGACAUCCGUUUGCUCAUCCCCUUUUCUGCCUUCGGCCGCUGAUUAGGUUUGGUUCUGUGCUUUGAAAUAACUUUAUGAACGAACAUGAUACGUGAGGGGCGUGUCCGGCUAAGGGCAAGUGACUCUCGGUGGUGAAGACAUAUACUGAGCUUGUCAGUAUUUCGUAGCCUGUACCACGUCGCGAAAAUAGAACAAGCCAAAGAAAAAUAAGACGCCUUUCUUUCCCCAGCCCACGCAGGUUUUUCGCAUUACUUUUUACUGCACAACUGAUUCUACCUUUUCGAGCCGGAGCCAACAUGGACGCCCUCCACUUCAUUUUCGGCACCUGACUAAACGCAAGUGCUGACUUGUGCGCCUAUGCCUCGUUUGCACUGAAGUAGCAGUAUAUGAAACCGCAAUGGGCAAGAACAAUUUCUUGAAAAGAGCAAACUAUUUCCUCCUUAGCAGACAUGGAGAACAACUACUAGGACUUAAGCAAUGCCAUUGCUUAAGUCCUACUAGACUUGAAAAGAGAAAGCUGAUGCUUUCUCUUUUUUAUGAUUUACGGCUAAACAGUACAAUUUCAUGUAGCUUUUACGCAAAAUUAAAUACUUAGUUGUUUGCAGAAUUGCAUUUAACAACAAAUUACAGAAAUUUAACUAAGUUUAGAUCUCAUAGAUAAGAAUUGAACGGAAAAAACUUUUGGGGUAAAAAAGUAAAAAAAUGUUUGCUGGAAAAUCACUUAAUGGACAUAUAUACAAUAGCAGAGAUAUCAUGCCUGUAAUUUUCCGUUCAAUGCACCUUAUGAGAAGUCUGACUAAUCCACUGGUAACCCAUACCUUAAAACCGCCUUGAACCUUAAAAUUUAAUCCAUUUGCCUUUCAUGCGUAGUGCAAAUAUAUCUUCUAAACACUCCGGGGUUGGGGGUAAAAUCAGAAGAACAGAACAUUCAGUUACUGUACCAUUUUUAAUUGUGGGACAGUAUGUUUGCUAAUCAUCUUAGUUAACCGCUUUUAAAAUAGGACAAAAGGACACCUGGUCAUACAGGAAAAUGAAUUUACUGUAUCCCGAAAGCUUUGGGUGCACUUAUUUUUCGCAGGAGACAAUCGAUAAAUUCCUGGUCACGCAAUCGGAGGUGAGUAACUAAUUAAAAGUCACUGAUACCAUCGCCGCUUAGCAAAUACACUACGUGCUGCAAAGGAUCCAAAUUGCGGUAGAAUGUUUUCCUAUUCGGCCCACUUUUUAUCUCAGGUAAGGCACUGCAAAGCGGAUUCAUUUACGAAGGUUCGAGCGAGAAUUAUUUCAUGAUGUUAUUCUGAUUUCGCAGUCACGGGAAAACAGACCUAGACUCAGGUCCACUCGCAGACGCCAUGGUACAAUCUACAAGAUCUCAACAACAGACAUUACCCACUGAACUGCCUCUCCUUUUGAAGAUUGCGUGUAUUUCAUUAAAACAGGUACAUAUUAAAAAAAUCUUGUUAGUUUCUCCCUUUUAACGAGCUCAAAUCGAUGCAUAAAACUAAGGUGACGUGCACGUGUCAACUGACCCUGGGGUCAAUUAGCGGUUGUUUGGGGCAAAAUAACCUCAAAAUAAUCAAUCUAUUUUACAAGCGUUCGCGAGAACACCAGACUAACUUUCAGAUAAUGUUGAAGAACUAUAUCUCAUUAGGUAGUAAGCGGGAUUAGGGGUGAUUUGGAGAAUUCCCCCAUAUAGAAAAUUCGAUUUUGGUUUUAGCGGUAAAUUGUUGUAUUUAUAAACAUUAUGCAAAUUACGUUUCAAAAUUGUGCUCGUUCGUCGAUAUUUUAUGCUCUAAAUCUAAAAAAAUGUGCUGUUUAGAAAUUGUUAAUAUCUGUUUUUUGAGAUUUAAGCGGAAGAUUGCCAAUAUAUUCGCUCGUUUAUGAAAGUCAGCUCAUUUCUGUCGCUAGGCUAUAUUGCCGUGUUCGGCGGCUAAUUUUAAUUUUAGGCCCGCGGACCGUUGAAAUCGAAAAUCUCAAAUAAUUCCCAAACUCGGCCGCAUUUUGAAAUUUAAACCUCAGCAGUGUUAUAAACUCAUUAAAACCUUAUUACAGACUUAAAAUGAGGGUAGGUUAGGUUUUGAGCUGUGGCCACGGUUUGCUCGAUUUUUCUGUGCAUUCGCUCUUAAUAUCAUUUUUCGAUGAUAGGAAAUUUUGUUGUAUUUUCUUUCUUGCGAUCCUGAUAACUAACCUGAUUUUUCACCACCUGUCUAAGUGCAACUUUAUUCCAAAUUUUGACUUUGAGCGCUGAUCUGUGUUAUCUCCAAAACGGCUCGACAGAAUUCUUUUGAAACCUCAUCACAUAAUCUUCAUGAUGUGAUAACAACGUCUGAAACUUUCAUUAAGAUUAAUUCACUGCAACACCUUGAUACAGUCAAAACCCGCGUGUAAGAACCUAGCGGUUUAAGAACCUACUGGCAGAAAUUUCCCAUUUUUAUACCCUAAAAUAUAAGAACCUGUUUAGCCAAGCAAAAUAUAUUAGGUUCUUAUAGGUGAGUUAUGGCAUAUUUUCAUAAGCAUUUUUACAGUCAAACCAGGUCAAGCGUUCCCGUCGCUAAUAAACUAAUGAAUUCAUUAAUGGAAAAAUGAUUUCGUUUGUUGAUUCAAUAAUCCAUUCAUAAAAUGAAUAAUCCAACGAUCAAAUUGUACCUCGAUUCAAUAAUCAAAUGUUGAUUUGGUUUAUGAACAAAAUCUACCUGUUCUUUAUUCUUGUCUGUUGUGUUCAAUCGUAUUUGCUUCCCCUUUCCUGCCGUUUACGAUUGCGUUUUUCACUGCUUUUAAUCAUAACAGCUAGAAUAGACAGACCGCAAACGCAAAGAAACUGACAAAGGCCGAGGAUCGAAAUCCACCAAUCACCGCACAUACACUGACCUCAGUUUGACCGUCGUGUUUUCUAAGAGGUCAGGCCUAGGUCUGUUGCACUGAUUAUUGGCAGCAAACUGGCGUACAUGUAACUGUUUGUUUGGGUUUGAACUUCAGAACUCGCCAGCGCUCGACUCUCAGAAAAAAAAAGAGGAAAAAACAAAAUUCUGAGGUCAACUUGUGGAAAGUGUAAUUUUUCAAAAAACAGUAAUCGAAUCAACAUUCGAUUAUGGAAUCGAGGCUAAAUAUGACUAUUGGACUGUUCAUUUUAUGAAUGAAUUAUUGAAUCAACAAACGAAAUCAUUUUUCCGUGAAUGAAUUCAUUAGUUCGUUAGCGACGGGAACGCUUGACCUGGUUUGACUGUAACUAAAAAGUAUACAGAUACUUUAUUUAUAGUGUAUAUAAUUGUUUAGUUAGUCUUGCACAAGGCUCAUGACAAGACAGUUAAAAAUAAUAAAUGCUGUAUCUUAAAGGACCAAACCUAUUUUUUCUGCUUGUACAGGAAAGGUUUCUACUGAAAACAUAAGAACCUAAUUAGGAACCUACUUUAACCUAAAUUGCCAAUAACUACCCCCAAAUAUAAGAUCCUGUUUUGCCAAACUUGGAAAAAUGUAGGUUCUUACACGCGGGUUUUUACUGUAUUUCAAGAGAAACCUAGCCUACGAAACCGGCCAAAAAUGCGCGUUACAAUUUUCACUGUUUUCACGUUAUGCUAAUUUUUCCAAAUUGAUGCCCAUCAUGCAUACCUCCAUGGCUAGCCAUUUUAGUAUGAAUUUUAUUGCAUAUUUUAAAUGUAAAACGUUGACAAUUUUCAGACUGAAAUGUACAUAGCCUGGUAGCAACUUAAACGGUGUAUUUUCCAUUUCUUAAUCAGUUGCCAUGAAAGUGGUGAUUUCGAACGGAAAGGGUGAAUCUGUGAACAAACUGCCUGGUGACAGAAGAAGACUGUUGGUAGAGUUAAAGGUCAUUUGGCAUGGUAAGAGAUAAAUGCUUUACAUUGUAAGGAGAAGUACAUGAUUUGUGGCGGGCUCGUAGUAUGCAUUGCUGGCUGCUCGUAGCAAUGAGCUUUCCUCUUUUUUAAUCAAGCAUUGACUCAUAAAACUGCAACAAAAAAUUAGGUCUCCAUUUGCACAAAAUACCUCUCUCAGGAGUUAAGAAAUUUGUUUUUACACUUGUUAGUUUUACUUGUUUGUUAUUGCUUUUGUUUCUAAUGUUACUAUUACUGUUUUUUUUUUUACCAUUAUUAGAUAACACUCUUUAGAUCUUAGGACGAGGACGACUAGAAGGACGACAUUUGAUUUUCAGUUUUCCCGCCUGUUCUCUAAAAAUAGACACGUCGGAAAGCUUUAUUGUACUUUUUUUUAACCACAAAAGUUAGCAGGCUUAUUUCCGUUGAAGGAGGUUAAGCCCUCUCCUGAUCGCUAAAUCAUAAAAUUCCUAACAUUUGAUAACCUGUUUUCGCCACUACGACAUCCUCCCUACGGCAACGGCAGCGAAAACGUCAGUUAUAAAUUGAAUUCCCGUUUUCUAAAUCUUUGUCGCGUUUAUUCCAAUUUGCUGAUAAUGGCAAGUGUAGGCGAAUUUCCCUGGAGUUGAUUUCUUGAGGACCGCACUCAACUUAAGAGAGGGAAAAAGAGAUUCGUCGUCGCUUGUUUACGUCCUCCAUAAAACUUGCAAUUAGGCAUUUUCACGUCGUAGUCGUGCAAGGACGGUAAAGAAAUGUACAAAAAUGCGUGAUGCACGUGCAAAGUUGUUGUUUUGCGUAAUAAACCUAUUGCUUUUUUGACGUCCUGGUUGCCGUCGCCGUCGUAGUUGCUAAAGCUCCCUAGCAGAAUGACGACGGCUACCACAUUUUCCCGCCAAAAUGUUGGUUCACGCGCGCACCACUUAGUAUUGGGAAAAUCUCGUUGUCGUAGUCGUCCUCAUAUUAGAAUCUAAAGCUCUGUAUUUUGAUCUUAUAAGGAUCGUUAUUGUUAUUUACUUAUGUAUUUUUUGCAGGAAGUGACAAAGAUGGAGAUAAAGUAAUCACUAAUCCUGUCUGUCAACAUGGGGGAAAGAGCCGGCCUUACUGGGUCAGAAAAAUGGGUAACUGAGGGCGCUUUCCAUUUGUCAGAACUGAGCGGCCAAAUCAUUCCCAACGCAAUGCGAAUUUCCAUUUCAAUCAAAUCUCUCCAGCCAGAUCAGUCAAAUCCUAAGUAGUAUGCACCAAGGAAAUGGUUGUUUAGCAAAAACUCUUGGAAAAAGCGUAUUUCAUUAUCAAACCGACUGGUCGGGCAAUGGUCCAGCCGGCCAGUUCUGACAAAUGGAAAGCGCCCUGAGUCUGCUGCAAUGAGAUUUAGUGUUUGUAUCCAGUGGAUAUGGUUAUCCAGUGUUUGAACAACUGGGGCCAGUUGAGUUUUGAGUAUUUGAAUUUACCUGUUCGUGCUGUCAUCUCAGAAAAUAUUACCCUCCUUGGCCCACAUACUCUUCAGCUUUAAGUGUUACUCAGUGAUAGUUCAACUGCACCAUCAAUUAAGAGCCUUCCAGUCCAUCGUAUCGAGUUUACCGUUACAGGUUUGUAAAAAAUGACCAGCCUGGGACAGUUUUAGGUUGCGCUUACGCUAGAUGUGAUUUUUCUGGAUUCGUGAUGAUUGCGAACAAUUUGGUUCCAGAUUCGUUUUGAAUGGGAACAUUGUAUGUUUGAUCCACCCUGUUAAAAUAACUCGUACAUCUUUUGUUAUCUUGUUUCUCCUUUGUCAUUUCUGUUUAUUUAGAGGCUCAUCCAAACAAAUUCACUGUUGGAAUGUUGGAGACACCUCUUAGAGUUGGAGUUCCUUUCCAGGUAUACGUUUUUGUUUCACCCCCCCCCGCCUCUCCACCCCGUUCGUGAGAGGAUGUAGCUCCCUUAGGGGGUGGGGGGGGCACUUCUUUCUAGUAAUAGUCCAAUGGGUAUGUUCCCCUGGAUGGGGUCGCAUUUCCACGACUGGGUUGACUAUAAUUGGGAAUAAUGGCUUUGCAUUUUCCGAAGAGUUACUAGAUCUGGGUCUCAGGUUUUCGGGUUUUUAGGGAAAAAAUCAUUAUAAGAAGGGGCUUAAAAAUGGGAAGUUGGAAUUGUGCAGAAAAUUAUAUUUGCCCAAAAGUGACUAAGAUGGAGUCUAUAAUUGGCCACAGAAUAGCCUAUAGUUGUGAAGGGGUUCUAAGAGGCCAGCAACACAUAAUAAGCAAAAUAUUAUCCAAGUAUCCCUAGCAAUAUGUCACUAGAGGAUGGUAACAAGGUUUGGCUAGUCUAGAAUAGCAAAUAUUAUAGAAUACUAUGUUUUUUUGGUUAAGAUUCCACUGAAUUUGUUGGAUGAGUUUAACAACCCUUCAAAGUUAUCAGAGGAAAAAGCACCCGUGUUAAGUGCAAGGUGAGUGUAUUUUGAUAAUUUUUUAAUGAAACAUGGAUUAGUAACCUUGGUGUGAAAGUCAAUCCUGCCUUCAACGGAAUAACAUAUCUUGUUUAUAUUGUUAGCGGACUGGAGUUGACUCACCAGGGAACAUCAGUGAAGGGAAACAGCCUGAUCGUUAAGGGUGUGGUGGCCCUUGGUUCUGUACCAUCCCAUGCAGGAAAGGUGAGGGGUUUUUUGGAAAACAUCUUGGCCGAUUUGAUUCAAUUUCUCGUAAUAAAAUAGAGUACGACGAUAUCAUCAGUAGCCUUCAUGAUUCAAAAUCUCAAACUUACGUUAAAUUUAUCUGAACAGUUUUUUUGUUUGUUUGUUUGUUUGUUUGUUGUUAAAGGAUUUUAAUCUAAAGAUCACCCUACCAGGACUUGAAGAAGGUUCGCAGAGCUUGAAGAUCAGGUUACUUCCAGGUACUGUUUUGACGCCAUAUGUGGGUUGAGUUUGUUGUUGCUUCUCUCCCUUGCUCCGAGAGGUUUUUCCUCCGGGUACCCGGUUUUUACCUCUCCUUAAAAAUCAACACUUUCAAAUUCUAAUUCGAUCUAGAACCCACGGACAAGUUUCAUCGAGUUCUUAAGAACUCCUAAGUGGUCCGUGGGUAAUACAAAUCACAAUUUACAAUUUUUACCAGCAUGUAAAUUUUCCUUUUUUUAAAAAAAAGAGAGACACUGUCUAAAAAGGAUGCGUUCCUCUGGGUUGAUCGGGAUCAGGAUCAGUGAUCUGGGAUCACUCGGAUCAUGCUACAUCAAAUGAACCAAAGAAUCCUUUUCCAGGGUUGAUUUGUCGGUUCCUUUAAUGUGCUGUGGUCCGAAUGAUCUCUGAUCACUGAUCCUGAUCCGGCUCAUCCCAGUAGAACGCAGCUCACAAGGCAACGUGGCUGUAGGGUUUUACCGUGACGUGCACGGUCCCUUCUCACUCACAAUUUUUGACUCACGUUAGCAUGACUGUUUCUGUUUACUAAAACACGUUUUGUGCUGCAGGCCCACCAGAAUCCCUUGCGGUCACACCAAAUGACAGUGAGGUCACCAUUGAAAACAACAGUGCCCUGCAGCUACAAGUGCAGGUCCAGGACAAGGCGGGAAACCUUACAGUUCAACCAAGCCUUAAUGUUGUCUGCAAGGUAACUAUGCUAAUGUUCACCCUGUUGUGAUUUAACUAACUGUGGAGUAAUUGCUCCUUAUUCCUAACAUUAGAACUUCAAUUUUAAAGUGCUGGUUCCACAACUUUGUUAAGGAGUCAUGAGGCGUUGAGUAUACUCUGUUCAAGCAAAUUGACGAUUGUUAGACGUUCAUUGCAACUACAUAUUUUAAAAUCCCUGAUAGUUCUAAGCUUUUGAGAAUGCUGAAAGCACCUCAGUUUUGAACUUUUAAUGUCAUUUCUAUGGUCGAUAUUUGUACCGAUCAUGAAAAAUUGUCGAUUUUUUUUUUUCAGUAUCACCGAUGGCCAUUUCUGAUGAUGUUUCUUGGGAAAUUAUAUUUAUUUAUUUAUUUACUAUUAUUAUUUUUUUAACAAAGAGGUACAUUGAUGGUGGCCGCCAUCUUAAAAGCAAUGUCCAAGAUGGAGGCGAUAGUAUCAUCGUUCGCACUGCAAAAUACACCUGCUUUGCAGUUUACAAUCGGCGACAAAAUUGUUGAGACAUUGUCCUCAAAUGGGAUAACCUCGAAGAACAAAACAAUACGCACUCCUCCCCCAUCCCGUCCAUUGAAGGUUGGGGUGUUUCUUGUUUUCAACAGGUAGCUCGAACAGCGGCACAACGUUGCAUGGAGGGGGUAGGGAGGGAAAGAUCUAUUUCCCCCUUUAAAGUUGGCGAGACGUCAGACUAGUUUUGUGGCCGAUUGUAGGGAAAUCGCGCGAGAGAGAAAGAGAAAAAAAAAUAGAACGCUAUCAUCACUUCAUUUCCGAGUCUCAUCGAGCACAGCUCUCGACCAAUCAGCGUGUGAAAAAUCGCUUUGUUAUUGUAAAACUUGAAUUUGAUAAGAAGCAACUUCAUGUGUUGUAGCUGACAGGCACACCAGGCUUACCAACUUACAUAGGAGACUGCAGUGCAUCUGGAAAGGCCUCCCUAACAGGUGCUGAUAUCAGUCUGAAGCAGAUCACCAAGGAAACCAAAUUAAAGGCCAAGAUAGAGUUACAGGUUUGUCAUUUGAUUAGGGAAAUGGGAAUGGUCCCUUCUUGGGUUUUCAUGUCCUGCUUUGGUGCGAUCACCCUGGGUGCAAUGCCUCCUUUUGUCGUCUUGAGUGAAAAGGAAAAGAGGAGGUUCUGUCUAAAUCACGUGAUCCCAUUGAAGUCGCUGAAGCCAGAAUAUCUGGACCAAUCGUCAAACUGGUUUUCCAAGUGCGAGCGACCGUUUAUUGAUUAA